Molecule: messenger RNA, 1937 nt
Organism: Danio rerio (zebrafish)
Lineage: Eukaryota; Metazoa; Chordata; Actinopteri; Cypriniformes; Danionidae
Gene: ackr3b
Product: atypical chemokine receptor 3b
Biological process (GO): chemokine-mediated signaling pathway; G protein-coupled receptor signaling pathway; chemotaxis
Cellular component (GO): plasma membrane; endosome; membrane
Molecular function (GO): G protein-coupled receptor activity; coreceptor activity; chemokine binding
Source: RefSeq, marked provisional
CUCUCGCACGGAUAUCUACAAGACUUUGACAUUUUCUCCAGGCAUCGGAAUCUCAUUACCAAAGGCUUGAUUAAACGUCUAGGAGCACCAAAACACAUCGUCACUGAAGUGUUGACGAUAACAAAGACGGACCAAGAUGAGUGUGAACGUGAAUGAUUUCAAUGACAUUUUGGAUGCACUGGGUGAACUGAACUUCUCAACUCUUGACGAUAAUGUCUCCCAUGUGGAAGUGUGCCACAGCACCUUCAGCCAGAGGGCCUUGCUGUACGCCCUCUCUGUGCUCUACAUCUUCCUCUUCAUCAUUGGCCUCGCUGCCAACGCUCUGGUGGUUUGGGUGAACGUGAGAGCCGAGAGGACACGUUAUGAGACUCACCUGUACAUCCUCAACCUAGCCAUCGCUGACCUUUGUGUGGUGGCAACUCUUCCAGUCUCCAUUAGUUCUCUGCUUCAGCUCGGCCACUGGCCAUUUGGUGGUGCCAUGUGCAAGAUUACACACCUGAUCUUCAGUGUCAACCUCUUCAGCAGUAUCUUCUUCCUUACGUGUAUGAGUGUGGACCGAUAUCUCUCUGUGAAACUUUUUGGAGACACUCCCAGUCAGAGGAAGAGAAGAACCAGGCAGAUAAUCUGCGUUGGAGUUUGGCUGCUGGCUCUCAUUGCUGCCCUCCCUGAAAUAUACUUCCUUCAGGCUGAGAAAUCUGACCAUUCAGACGCCAUCGUCUGCAAAGCAGUUUACCCAGUGGAAAGCAUGAAGGAGUGGACGGUUGGCAUCCAAAUGAGCUUCUUCAUGCUUGGCUUUGCCAUUCCCUUCCCUGUCAUUGCUGUGUUCUACGUCCUCCUGGCUAAUACCAUCCAUCCCUCAGUUGACCAGGAACGUCGAAUCAGCCGUCACCUCAUCUUCACCUACAUUGUAGUCUUCCUAGUGUGUUGGCUGCCCUACCAUGGAGCCCUGCUUCUGGACACUCUAGCCUUUCUCAAUGUGCUUCCAUUCAACUGCACAUUGGAGAACGCUCUCUACGCAGCACUGCACCUCACCCAGUGCUUCUCCCUCUUUCACUGCUGUGCGAACCCCAUCAUCUACAACUUCAUCAACAAGAACUACCGAUACGACCUCAUGAAGGCUUUCAUCUUCAAGUACUCCACCAAAACUGGCCUCGCUAGGCUUAUCGAUGCCUCACACGUGUCUGAGACUGAAUACUCAGCCGUGGAAAACCAGGGACCAUUAUGAACUUUCUUUAAUGGUGUUGACCAUCACCAACUGUUUAAAGCUCAGAGGUCAACAGGGAACAGUCAUGUACAUCUCUCUGGACAUUUUGGCAUCACAAAAAUUGAUGCUAUUUAAAACAGUGGAACAACUUUGUAUACAAACCGUUUGCUUACAUUUAUAAGCAGAAGAAUGUUUAUGCCUUUUGUACAUUUUUACGUCGGAUAUAGAUGAGAAGCACUUGUAUUGAUUUGAUUUGUAAGUGUAUUAGCCUUGUAACUGUAGCUAGGCUUUUUUAUGUGAAAUUGGUGGAAAAGGUCAUAUGACAGAACCACAAGAGAGACUUAUAUAACCCUUUCUCCAAUUAUCUGUGGCUUUCCUACAUCUGCCGGAAAGACUCCAACAUGCUUAGGCUAAAGAGCAUGUUUUGAUACUCAUUAAUGUUUAGUUAUGUCUGGUGAAACGGAGGGGGAUAUUGAAAACCCAAACAACUGGGUGGAGAGAAAAGUGUCCAAAUCAAGAUUAGAUGUAGCUUUUGUAAAUCUAUGUUACAUUGUAUGCUUGCUUGCGAGAAAUGGAAUUUCACGAUAAGUUGUGCAUUUCAGGAACAAUGCUAGCAGCAUUUAUUUGUAAAUGUUUUGUAAAUAAAAUUAUAUUUAUAUACUCACUGUGUAAGUUCAGUGUUUUGGAGUAAUGUCUGAAAUGUGCCAUUUAAAUAAAAGAUGUAUCUUUCAGA